This is a messenger RNA of Zingiber officinale, 726 nucleotides long. RefSeq names its product ribosome biogenesis protein NSA2 homolog. Bases 1 to 726 code for a protein of 241 amino acids. NCBI's taxonomy places the organism in Eukaryota, Viridiplantae, Streptophyta, Magnoliopsida, Zingiberales, Zingiberaceae. Gene Ontology annotation, biological process: maturation of LSU-rRNA; maturation of 5.8S rRNA. The transcript has 7 exons. The record is from RefSeq and is a predicted model, not a curated record. Gene Ontology annotation, cellular component: preribosome, large subunit precursor; nucleolus.
AUGGUGAGUUACCUACUCGAUUGCCAGCCGCAAGGGGAUUACAUCGAGCUUCACCGGAAGCGCCAUGGCUACCGGCUGGAUCACUUCAAGCGGAAGCGGAAGAAGGAAGCUCGAGUGGUCCACGAGCGGUCUGCUUACGCCAAAAAGGUUCUAGGAAUUAAGGGAAAGAUGUUUGCUAAGAAGCGUUAUGCAGAAAAGGCUUUGAUGAAGAAGACGAUUGCCAUGCAUGAGGAAUCAUCAAGUAGACGCAAAGUGGAUGAUAAGGUUCAUGAUGGAGCUCUUCCUGCAUAUCUUUUGGAUCGUGAUACAACAACGACAGCAAAGGUCCUUAGCAACACUAUUAAACAAAAGAGGAAGGAGAAGGCUGGCAAAUGGGAUGUUCCUUUACCUAAGGUCAGACCUGUUGCUGAGGUAGAAAUGUUCCGAGUUAUUCUAUCUGGGAAGCGCAAAACCAUAGAUCACCUUUCCUUCCAGCGCCGGACCUCACUGCCGUUACAAGGGGCCCGGCCGGCCUUGCUCGACGUCGCGAAAACCUCCCACAAGAUCAGGAAGCCAUCGGCGCGCCACGGUAGUAAAGAUGGUCCGGUUGUAAUCUACAUGUCCUCGCCUAAGGUCAUACACGUCCAUCCCAAGGAUUUCAUGUCCCUCGUGCAAUGUCUCACGGGCAAUGCCGCCACCAUUGCUCGUCUCACUAAAACAUCUUCAUCGCCAGCACCGGCAGCUUAA